Messenger RNA from Scatophagus argus, 2060 nucleotides. It is a transcript of the gene hs3st1l1, whose product is annotated as heparan sulfate (glucosamine) 3-O-sulfotransferase 1-like1. NCBI's taxonomy places the organism in Eukaryota, Metazoa, Chordata, Actinopteri, Scatophagidae. Gene Ontology annotation, molecular function: [heparan sulfate]-glucosamine 3-sulfotransferase activity. Bases 725 to 1666 code for a protein of 313 amino acids. The record is from RefSeq and is a predicted model, not a curated record. The transcript has 3 exons.
AGGCUGGGGAACGCAGGGUGUCGGUGAGGAGAGCACCUUGCCCUGAUCAUCUGACGGCAGACGGCUCCUCCCCGCUCCCUCCAGUCUGCUACGCAAAGCAGCGGCUCGGGCACAUAACUCUGCCCGCGCUUCUUCUACACACAGGCUCGUCUGCGUGAGCCAGAGACCGGAGUCGAGUUUUCCCACUUUGAAUAAACGAGGACUCCGAUCCCGCCGGUGUCUGCUUUCAGAUGAAUCAGUGAUGAGAGCGGCCGGGAAGAGAGACGGACGCUUUUCUUCUGUGCGGACCGGCAGUGCGCAGAAGUGCGCUCCGUGGUUCAGCAGCAUCUUCAUCCUCCUCUGCUCCUGAGAUCAACCCAAACCCGAGAGGCGCGCUGAGACCCUCACCGAGCACCCCGUGCGAGGGUUCCUGUUGUUCCAGCCAGACCUGUACAAUUAGAGAGGAAAGAGUGGAUUCUCGUUACACCAACCAGGACUGCUGAAUGUGGAACAGUGUGGCUUCCUCCUGUUAUCAUAGCGACUGGGUUCACAAGGAGCAGAUGUGCUGUGGACUGCCGAUGAUUUCUCCUCCUCCUCCAGGUCGAAUUCAAUGGCAGAGAAAGACUGCAUUUCCCACUGCUCUUGUUACCGCUGAGCUCAGAAAGACAGAUCUUGUCCACAGCUAAAUCACUCUUCUUUUCUUACUUCUGUCUCUUGCCGAUUCUCCACUCUAUAGCCCAUCACCAUGGCUUGUUUCCUGGCAUCUGCCUUUCUUCUGGUUCUCCAGACAUAUGCUGCCCCACCUGAGCUUGACCAGGCAGGAUUUGGCAUAACGCUGGACCCCAUAGACCUUGAUCCUGGACUACUAGCCAAUGUCUCUGGAGAUAUGUCCUCAUCUCCACCCCCAGGGACUAGUAAAAGAGCCCCACACAGCAUCAUUAUUGGGGUACGUAAGGGGGGUACGAGAGCACUGCUGGAGAUGCUUGACAUACACCCUGAGGUUGCUGCUGCUGCCACCGAGGUGCACUUCUUUGACUGGGAUGAGAACUAUGCCAAGGGCUUUGAGUGGUACCGUGAGUUGAUGCCCUACUCCUACCCACACCAGAUCACAGUGGAGAAAACUCCAGGUUACUUCACAUCAGCUCUCGCACCAGAACGGAUCUGCGCCAUGAACUCAUCCAUAAAGUUGCUACUGAUCUUACGAGACCCAGCUGAGCGUGUUAUUUCUGACUAUACCCAGGUGUACUUCAACCGGCUGGAGAACCACAAGCCGGUGCAAGCCAUUGAGAACCUGCUAGUACGCAAUGGAGCUUUGAAUAUCCGGUACAAGGCCAUUCAGAGAAGCCUGUAUGAUAUUCACAUGCGCAACUGGCUGCGCCACUUCCCCCUGGAGCAGAUACACAUUGUGGAUGGAGAUGCUCUCAUUCGCAACCCCUUGCCAGAGCUUCAGAAGGUGGAGCGCUUCCUCAACUUGCCCCCAAGGAUAGUUUCCUCCAACUUCUACUUCAACCAGACCAAGGGCUUUUACUGUAUUCGGAGUGAUGGUCGAGAGCGCUGUCUGCAUGAGUCUAAGGGACGUCCUCACCCAGCUGUCAAUAGCACUGUCCUCCAGCAGCUCCGCUCCUACCUACAAGAACACAACCGAACCUUCUUCAGGCUGGUGAGGCGCACUUUCGAUUGGCAAUAAGGAACCUGGAUCACAAAAUGGACUCAAGACAGUCACUCUUUGUCUGUGAUGAGGACAAAAAGAGGGCGUAAAGCACUUUACAGAACUGAUGUUUUAAAACCCCUCUUAAUAACUGCUGUUGUGAUCUCUGGUUUCAGCAGAGCUGUUCUAUAUUCAUACAAUAGGGCCACAAGAUAUGAAAAACUGUAACUAGAGGUGUAACAUUAAAUGGAAGAAUCUCCAAGCUUAAUAAGUCAUUCUGUCUGUGCUGGAAGCGUUUAAGUGAUCAAAAAAACAAAACAAAAAAACAACAAACAAACAAAAAAAAAAACAAGUUUGUGAAACUGAACUUUUUUCCCUCUCUCUUGUUUGAUAUUCUUGUUCUUGAUAAUAAAUUGUUCUGCUUCAAAAUGUA